AUGACUUACGCCUUACCAUGGCCAUUUUCAAGGUCUAUUCAUUUUCCCAACUCAAUUCUUGAAUUAGUUAUUUUAUUUGCUUUUAUAGAAGAAUUUUUGUUUUAUUAUUUGCAAAGAAAGGACACUAGUGGGAUUGAGAACAAGUAUUUUGAUCUUAUUCUUGUACCCAUUUCAAUCUGUGUGGUUUCAAGAGUUCUUGAGCUGAAAUGUGAAUCCAAUCAUGCAAGAAUGGCACGUGGGAUGGGUUGGUUAAUUUUGCAAGAGACUUGGUUUGUUCGAAUGGGGAUUUCUUUUUAUAGUGAUAUGAUUGUUCAUGGCUGUGCUUUACAUGAAAAGAGUAGAGGGGAUUAUACUGUAAAGUGUAGAGGGCAUCCUGAGUAUCAUAGGGCUAGAGGGAUUGCUACUCUUCAGUUUAAUUGUCAUCUUGCCUUAGAUUUGAAGUUACCAGAAACUGAGGUCCUUAAGGAGAAUAUUUACUUGAUCAAGAGAAAACUUAAGGAAAAUAAUUAUUUGAUCAAGAGAAAACUUGAGAUUUGAGAGAUUGAAAUUUUGUGUGCAACCAAUGCUGAAGAUGUCUCUAAAGCUGGUCCUCAGGUUUCAGUGCUGAACCAAAAUUUUCCUUCUCCUGGAGAGCCAACGGUCAUCCACACAAAGCAACCCAUAAGACACAAGAAUCAGACGUUGGCAUGUUCUAUUAGUAAUGACAGCAUGUUAAUUUAGAGCGGAUAUCUGAAGCUAGUUAAGAUUUUGAAUUGUCUUAUAUGUGAUGAUUUAGGCUGGUUAAGAUUUUGAUCUAACUUUAAGAUUUUGUUCAGCAAUGAUGUACUUUAUUCCACCUCUGCUUUGGAAGAAGAAGACUCUUCAUAGCACGUCCAUUUUGUUUUUACACAGCUGCAAAUGUCGUGCUUGCCAUUUAUCUUCUCACCGCCACUAGUGUCUCUUCCCCCACCAAAACCCAACAAUAGCCUACUUUCAGUUGACUCAAGAGCUUGGCCACCGUACUAAUAGCUCCUCCGCCAUGUUCCUUCAGACUUCCCCACUUCCGCUGCCACCACUAUAAAUGCCAAGCUGAUAAUUAUGGCUUACGUGUAAAAAUUUUAAAGAAGAAAAGUUCAAGAGUAUCAAAAAUAAAGAUACCCAUUUACAUAAUUCAUUAAAGCAUAGUGUUGCUGAUUCAAGAAGAGAAACCAAGAACGAGAAUGACGGUGGAGGAAGAGCAAGAGAUUUAGAAAGAAGAUUUAAAGAACCAUCGCUUCUCUUAAAACGGUGCCAUCACCGGCGUUCACAGCGUUUAAGAUUAACAAGUUCAGGCGGCGACUGUUCGAACAUCAGGUGGUUGUCGUUUGUGGUGGAGACGCGGUAAAAGUAUAGGCUACUGUUCAGGAGCUGCAGCAAGAAGAUGAAGCA
Mercurialis annua (annual mercury) is the source of this 1407-nucleotide messenger RNA. RefSeq lists its product as uncharacterized. NCBI's taxonomy places the organism in Eukaryota, Viridiplantae, Streptophyta, Magnoliopsida, Malpighiales, Euphorbiaceae. The record is from RefSeq and is a predicted model, not a curated record. The transcript is spliced from 2 exons. Bases 1 to 537 code for a protein of 178 amino acids.